AUGCCUUGGGGAAUUUUAGAGGAUCGAGACACGGGCAAUGUCCCUGGCACGAUUAUGCUCUCUGACCAGACCGACAUGCCAGAGGAAUAUCGAAAUGUCUCCCGCGACUUACUCAAGCACGGAACUGGAAAACAUGCGCACACCAUAUUGGCCCCUCAGCCAACCGACUCACCCAACGACCCCUUGAAUUGGCCGACAUGGCGAAAAGAUGUCAUCCUCGUCAUCGUGGGACUGUCUGCCGGUGUCGUAGGCGCCUAUGGCCCGAUGCUUUCGCCGGGCUUUGUUGAGAUCGCUGCGGCGCUGAACAUUACCGUCAGCAAGCUCUCACAAGCAACGGCCUGGAUCAUUUUGAUGAUCGGACUUUCACUAUUUGUCCUCAACCCACUCGCAAAGAAAAUUGGUCGACGACCGGUAUAUGUGUUAUCCAGCAUAAUCAUGUUGACUGGAAGCAUCUGGGGAUCCUUUGCAAAGGAUUACGACAGCUUUCUGGGUAGCCGAAUCUGGAGUGGAUUGGGCAUGGCACCAUAUGAGGUUCUGGUGCAGUGCACGAUCGCAGAUAUUUACUACGUUCACGAACGGGCCAGUCGAAUUGCGAUGUGGAACAUGUUCCUUCUCUGUGGUAUUAGCGGUGGUUCUCUUAUUGCCGGUUACAUUAUUGAGGAUCAAGGUUGGCAAUGGACGUUAAUUUGGUGUGCCAUCAUUUUUGGCAUACUGCUACCUGCGGUCAUCCUAUUCGUCCCCGAAACGGCAUAUCGAAGACAGCCAUUUGUGCAACAACUGGUAGCUAGAGGGGCUACGACUCAUGACACAACUUCGGACGCUUCCGAGAAGAAGAUUGCCUCAACCGAGCAUGAGGAGUCUGCGAAUACGGACGCAGUAGAAACCGGUGUCGUGACAGAGAAGAAAGAGUCAUUUUUGCGAAGCAUGCGGCUCUGGGAUGGAGUUUAUACUGAUACGCCACUCUGGAAGAUCUUCUUGCGUCCCAUGGUAAUCUUCUUCUACCCGGGCGUGCUCUGGGCAUUCCUAAACUACGGUGUUACGUUGAGCUUGAUCGUCGUCUUCAGCGUUGUCAAUGCAGUCAUCUUCACCGCACCGCCAUACAACUUCUCGGUAUCUGAGACGGGAUUGAUCUCACUGUCACCUUUCAUCCUGACGUUCAUCGGAGAAGUCAUAUCUGGACCGUUGAAUGAUUGGGUGUGUUUGUUUCUGGCCAAGAGGAACCGUGGUAUCUAUGAACCUGAGUUUCGACUGCCACCAAUCAUCAUUUCUUUCAUAGUUGGCGUCGUAGGUUUCUUUGGAUUCGGUAUCACAAUCCAUUACCAAACACAUUGGACUGGACCGGUGCUAUGCUUUGGUCUAGCAAACAUGAGUCUUGCGUUGUCUAAUGCGUCUGUCUUUGGCUAUGUCAUUGAUUCUCAUAAGGAGCUGGCGGAAGAAGCGUUCGUGGCCAUCAAUGCUCGAAAUCUUUUGACCUUUGGUUUAACCUUCUUCGUCAACGAUUGGCUAGCAGCAUCUGGAGUCCUUAAUGUGUUCAACGUGCUGGGAGGCGUAUUCGUAGUUGUCAAUGUGCUGACAAUUCCGCUAUGGAUUUAUGGAAAGCGAAUUCGGGGAUAUAUUGGCAGAAAUGAGGCGCUACAUCGGUUUAUGCAUGAAGAUUAA
Hypoxylon fragiforme is the source of this 1659-nucleotide messenger RNA. RefSeq names its product MFS general substrate transporter. Gene Ontology annotation, molecular function: transmembrane transporter activity. Gene Ontology annotation, biological process: transmembrane transport. The record is from RefSeq and is a predicted model, not a curated record. The transcript is spliced from 6 exons. Lineage: Eukaryota; Fungi; Ascomycota; Sordariomycetes; Xylariales; Hypoxylaceae. The coding region runs from base 1 to 1659 and encodes 552 amino acids.